AUGGUGGCUCCUAGCAAAGUGUUUACCAGUCCUUUAAAAUGUUAUCACUGCUCACAGUCCAUAUUACAUCCGGGAGUAGGCUGUGUUCGAAAUUUUCUAGAUAAUCUCUUACAUCAUGGUUUAUCCGGUUUGAAAUAUUUUUCUCCUUUAUUGAUAACUCCUUUAGUGAUGAAAUAUAAAACGAUGAAUCGAGAACUAUUUGUAAAUACCCUAAAAUAUUAUUUGCAAACUGUAUGUUCGGCUUCAAUGGCUACCUCAAGUGUGUUUCUAAUGAUUUGUUGUCUAAGAAAUUACCUUGGAAACUUUCGUACUUAUACCACUCUAUUUUUACCGACCGUACUUGGUCUGCAGUUCUGUUGGUUUUUUCCGUCGCGAGUAAUGAAAUUAUUUACAACUGCAACAUCACAAACUAUACUAGAAGGUCUUUUACGGCAAAAUGCAAACAAAUUCACGCAUUUAAUUUUGCAUUCACCCAUGGUGCAAACAAUAUUAUUUAUGUUAAAUAGUGCCAUUAUUUUACACUAUAAACGAAAAAAUAUUUACAAAGAUUAUUGGUUUAUUCAACCGUAUGAAAAAAUGGAAGUAACAAGAAAUGAAGAGGACAAGGACGUUCUGGCUAAUGACGAAAAUGAAAAUGUUGAAGUUGCAUAUAAUAAGAAAUGCCAAACAAAAUGUGUGCAUAAUAAUAUAACAUGUCUGAAAUUUUUAUUGGAUGGUAUAAAAUCGUAUUUAGUUUAUGGCAUACCUUUAGAUUUGUUAUCCAUGUUAAUAAGAGGUAAAAUACCGAGAGGAACUCGGGGUUUUACACAAAAAGCUAUAGAGAAAUUUAAGACCUUUAGACCUAAUAUGACGGGAUUUUUUAUAUCAUAUGUCGGAAUUUAUCGGUUAUCUGCCUGUUUGUUGCAUAAAUAUUAUGGUCAUUUAACUCCCGAUCUGCAACAUUUGCUGUCAGCUUUCUUAGGCGGCUUUUCGUAUGUGUGCUCUCAACGAGUUAAUUUAUUAUAUUUCUCCUUGGUCCUAUCAAUUCAACAGUUGUGGCAACAGUUUUGUACCAGUAUUAAAACUAAUAAAAAGACGGGUAAACGAACUAAUUUGGUUUUGUGGAUUUUAAAGAGUGCUCCCAUGUCUCAAAUAAUAUUUUGCAUUAACUGCGGCUAUUUAGUGCAUAAUUAUAUUUUAAAUUAUCAUUUGGUGAAUAGUUUGGCGAAAGGGUUUCUGGAUGCUCUUACUUGUAACAGAAUCAAAAAUAUCCGAGAUACUUUAAUAAAAAACGAUCUGCCGACCUUAAUUAAUAUAGCGGAAUCUAAUUCCAUAAGAAAAUUUCUUUAGUAAUUUAAAUUUACAUAUCAUUAGUGUAUUAUAACAGUUAAAACCAAGAUUACCGAUUAUUUGUUUACGUUUAUUACAAGAGCUGAAAGAAACUAACAAAAUUCCAACAAAUUUGACAUGCAUAAACAUGUCCAUCAACUAAAAAAAAACAAACAAACAAAACACAAGAAGA
Molecule: messenger RNA, 1501 nt
Organism: Lucilia sericata (common green bottle fly)
Lineage: Eukaryota; Metazoa; Arthropoda; Insecta; Diptera; Calliphoridae
Exons: 6
Coding region: 1-1329 (442 amino acids)
Source: RefSeq, a predicted model, not a curated record